Onthophagus taurus is the source of this 1567-nucleotide messenger RNA. RefSeq names its product F-box only protein 39. Gene Ontology annotation, biological process: positive regulation of protein ubiquitination. The record is from RefSeq and is a predicted model, not a curated record. Gene Ontology annotation, molecular function: protein binding. Lineage: Eukaryota; Metazoa; Arthropoda; Insecta; Coleoptera; Scarabaeidae.
GUCAUAAUUUUUGUCAUAAUUUAUUUGUCACAAAUUUUUACGGUUUUUACGGUAUUUUUUUUGUUAUCGGUAUACAUCAGUAAUAUGUGAAAAGGGGUGUGCACCAAAAUUAAAAGAUACCUGCAAAGGUAAAGUUACCCGUAAGAAUAUAUUUUUUGUGGAUGUUAGCAAAAGUUUAGUGGAUUAAUUACAAGAAAUCGGUUAAGAUCGGUUAAAAAGAAACCCAUAUGGCGUCGCAAUUAAUAGAGACAAAGUCUUUAGUGCAAUUAAAAACAUGGGAUCUACUCCCCACGGAUGUUCUCGCGUUGAUUUUUAGUUUUUUGCCACGAAGAGAUCGUCUUUCCUGCUCCAUGGUUUGUAUGUUAUGGAAAGAAGCAAUCAAUUCACCGCAACUUUGGAAACAUAUGGUUAUAAUUAUCGAUAAAGAUCUUUUAAGUGAUCCAAGUACUGUACUUCUAACAAGAGAUUAUCAUCAAUUCAUAAAAAGUUUAGAAUUAACAUGGAGCCGUCCGUAUAUCCCAUUACGUUGGUUGCCAACGAAACUUUCUGAAAUUGUUAAAAGAACAACAAGAUUUUUCAAUAUCUUGACAGAGAAUUUUGUUCAGUUGAGAAGUUUAAAAAUGCACUGGUGGAACGAUCUGACGCGAUUCAAAAAAAUCGUUUACCAUAUGUCCCUCUUCUUAAAAAUCCAAGCUUGUCUGACUGAUCUUUGUUUCUUUAACGCAAUGCUUAACAAAUGCGAUUUCGUUAAAUUUAUCGCAAGCUGUAUGAACUGUAAAAUGACCGUAACCAACCUUGAUAUCAGAAAUUCGUUUUAUAACGUCGAUGAUGAAUUGGAUUCCGUUCAAUUAAUCGAUUGUAUAGAACACUUGAACGGGUUGCGACAAUUAAAAGUGGAUUUUCCGGUAUUUCGACGCGAAAUUAUGCAUCUGUUAUCGUCUGGAAGAAAUACAAGCUUAAACAUGGUUGAAGUUCAUGUUUUUGCAAGUGAUAUGAUUCCGAUUAGAAACAGUGAUUGGCGUGAUGUUUCUUUGAAGUUGAGUAAUUUGAAUGUUGCCUUACAUUUCAUUGGUAUGUUAGACUUGGAUUCUGUGGUUUCGUUACUUCAACGAUCGAUUCCUCUUCAUACAUUUACGGUAACAACGGCGAGGGCUUGGCAAAAUUACACCCCAAAUAGUUGUAAAGAACUUUUUCGGGUUUUAACCAGCAACUAUAAGAAUUCUUUGGAGAUAAUCGAUUGUAGAUUAUACGAAAAUGUGGAUACCAUCGAUGAUAUUUUAUUCCACCUUUUAAUUAAUUGUACAAAACUUAAAAAGUUUAGUUACCGUGGAGGAAUUAAUACAAUAGAACUGUUGAUGCACGUAUGUCAAAUUUGGUCCGAUUGGAAUGGACAUGUAUCGAUUGAAAUUAAUAUCAGAAGAAUGAAUAUGAGAACGCAUUCAGUUUUACUUGGGAUAUUAGAAGAGAUGACAUCUAAAGAAAAUGUAUCAAUCAAAAUUAAUAUUGCGCGUUUUAGAAAUGAAUUAUAUUUUUAUUAUUGAAAUUGAAAUAAAGCUAGAAAUGUGAG